Durio zibethinus is the source of this 1557-nucleotide messenger RNA. Lineage: Eukaryota; Viridiplantae; Streptophyta; Magnoliopsida; Malvales; Malvaceae. The record is from RefSeq and is a predicted model, not a curated record.
CUUGAAUACAUAGGGAUCCGGCUGAACGAUGAUUGCAUGUUGCAUGGGGAUGGUAGUGUCUGUUACUGAGCUUUUCUUUACAGCCUGGCUUGUAGCAGUAUUUUACUAUUUGUAGUCGAAUUUGCUGUUAAAUCAGUAAAUGGUUUUUGUUUUCUUGUGUAUCUAACGCCAUUGCAAAGUGGGCCUUAUAUUUAUUUGCUGGAAACACGAUAAAAGAUAAACUCUACAGUUGGCAAAAGAGAAAAAAAACCAAAUAAAAAGAGAGUCAAUCCAAACUGUAUUUUCAAGUUAUAAAGCGGUAAAACUCCAUGAUCACCGUCAUUUUAACGCUCCUUAAUUUCUUUUGAGAAAACGCUCCUAAAAUUUUAGUGAUUGAGAAAUUUGCAAAAACAAGAAAACCCCUUUUUUUAGGCAUUAAAUUUAUGACUGUUGUAUAAGAAAGGAAAAACAUUCUAAACAGGCAGCAAACAAAAAUUCUUUAUCUGAAGAAGAAGAGAAAAGGAAGGAAAGAUAAACAAAGGGUUUGUAAAGAGAGGGAAAUGGGGAGAGGGGAAGAGAGAGAGGAAGAGAAAGAAGGAUUAGUAAUGGCAAAUGACUUUUUCUGGUCAUAUACAGAUGAGCCUCAUGCUUCAAGGAGACGUCAGAUCCUCUCUCAGUACCCUCAAAUCAGAGAGCUCUUUGGCCCUGAUCCCUUGGCUUUCCUCAAGAUUAGUGUGGUUGUUUUUCUUCAGCUGUGGACCGCAACUACCCUGCAUGAUGCUGGCUGGCUGAAGAUAUUGGCAAUUGCCUACUUCUUUGGCUCUUUCCUCAACCACAACCUAUUCUUAGCCAUCCAUGAGCUCAGCCACAAUCUGGCCUUCUCCACUCCUGUCUACAAUCGUUGGCUUGGGAUUUUUGCUAACCUCCCUAUUGGUGUGCCCAUGUCUGUCACUUUCCAGAAGUAUCACCUUGAGCAUCAUCGUUUCCAAGGGGUAGAUGGCAUAGAUAUGGAUGUCCCAAGUUAUACUGAAGCCCAUCUUGUGACUAAUAUUGUCUCAAAAGCCAUAUGGGUCAUCUUCCAGCUCUUCUUCUACGCGCUCCGCCCUCUAUUUCUCAAACCAAAGCCCCCUGGUUAUUGGGAGUUCAUCAACUUGUUUAUUCAGAUUGCUCUUGAUGCCACCGUAGUUUAUUUUUGGAGCUCGAAAUCUUUUGCUUAUUUGAUCCUUUCUACAUUUGUUGGGGGUGGAAUGCACCCAAUGGCCGGCCAUUUCAUAUCUGAGCAUUAUGUAUUCAAGCCUGACCAAGAGACAUAUUCUUACUAUGGUCCCCUCAAUCUUUUGACAUGGAGCGUUGGCUAUCAUAAUGAGCACCAUGAUUUCCCAAGGAUUCCUGGAAACAAGCUUUACAAGGUGAAGGAGAUUGCACCAGAAUAUUAUGAGGGCUUAGAGUCAUAUAAAUCUUGGAGCCAGGUUAUUUACAUGUAUGUCAUGGAUCAAACCGUUGGGCCUUUCAGUCGAAUGAAGAGGAAGCUCUCAAGAAAAUCCGAAUAGGUGCUUCCCCAUUAGCUCUCGUUUCCUU